Messenger RNA from Camellia sinensis, 1732 nucleotides. RefSeq names its product UPSTREAM OF FLC protein (DUF966). The record is from RefSeq and is a predicted model, not a curated record. NCBI's taxonomy places the organism in Eukaryota, Viridiplantae, Streptophyta, Magnoliopsida, Ericales, Theaceae.
GAUGCGGAUGCUCUUAUAUUUUCCCAUUCAAGCGACAAAGAAGAAAGAGAAGGAAGAAAGAAAGAUCAGUAAUGGAAAGCAGGGGGAGGAGAUGCAGAGAGACAAGUCCAGACAGGGCCAAAGUAUGCGUGAAGCCAAGGGUGGUUGUGAAACCAACCUUGAGAAAGGUUCAAGUUGUGUAUUACCUCUCCAGAAAUGGUCAUCUUGAACACCCCCAUUACAUGGAAGUCACCCAUCUCUCCCACCAACACCUUCGCCUCAAAGAUGUAAUGGACCGCCUUACUGUUCUCAGAGGCAAAGGCAUGCCCUCUCUCUACUCCUGGUCUUGUAAAAGGAGCUACAAGAAUGGGUAUGUGUGGAAUGACUUAUCAGAAAAUGAUGUUAUAUAUGCAUCUGAAGGAGCUGAAUACGUUCUUAAAGGCUCUGAACUCUUAGAUGGAUCCACUGAACAAUUCAAACAACUUGAAGUUAGCAGCAGAUCACAGCAAGUCCCUGACCCCACCAACCACCCAAAACGCAAACAUUUAGCUCCAAAACGACACUCUGAACCAGAAGAAGUGGACAACAUUAAUCGAUAUGAAGACGAAGAUGACGUGGACAAUGAAGAAGAAGACGAAGAAGAAGAUGAAGAAGAAGAAGAAGAAGAAGAGGACAAGACGAGCUAUACAAGCUCUGUGACUCCGACUCAGUACUCUUCUCGGUGUUCUAGAGGAGUUUCCACUGAAGAGACUGCGACUGAGUUAAACCAACACGACUCCGCUCACAAAAACAACCCAACCUCCGAGUUAACUCCAGACAACUCGUCUCCUCCAUCAGCUACUUCUUCCGUUGUCUCUGACAAAGCCAAUGACACCAAUAACAACAGCAACAGCAACAACAACACAUCCAAACGAUUCGAAGAUGGCGACCCAGUUACCACUGAGUCAACACUGAGUCGUGGCUCGGUGCUACUCCAAUUGAUUUCUUGCGGCGGGUCGACGUCGUUUAGAGGAAAGACUGUGCCGGUCGUGAAGGAACAGUCGCCGCCGCCGCCGCUGCCGCCGAGGAAGAGUGGGACGGCGACAAGUCUUCAUAAAGGGGUGCUGUGUAAGACGGCGGCGAAGGUGGUGGUGGUGGAGGAGGAGAUGAUAAGGUGUAUGUCGGAGAAUCCGAGGUUUGGGAACUCACAAGGAGAAGAGAAGGAGUACUUCAGUGGGAGCAUUGUGGAGUCAUCAAUGGCGGAGGAGAGAGUUCAGGUUCAGCCAGGGUUGCAGAGAUCGUCUUCUUACAAUGAAGAAAGGAGUUGCAAAGCAGGAGGAGUGGGAGAAGAAGCAGUGGAGAAGGAAGAAGUUGAAAGAGAGAAACCAAAGAUGAAAGGCAAGUGCAUUCCCAUUAAUAAAAUGUCAUCCACUAAAAAACACCCCAAGAAAUGAUAGCAAUGUCUCAUCAGUUAAAAAGAGUUGUUGGAGUGACUAGUAGUAGUAGUAAAUUGUGAAGAAGGGGUAUUUAUUUGCUGUGGAUUUGACUUGUCGCAGUUAUCAUCAUCUUCCAUUUAUAUAUAGGGUUCCUAUCCUAGUAGAGCAAGAAGAAUUAACUGAGAAAGGUAAAAGGAAAAAAAAAAUGGAAAAAGCGAGAAACAUUUGGAAUGGUGAAAGGGCCAUGGCACUCUGUUCAUAUAGGUGCAGUGCAGGUGGGGUGGUAUGAUAGUUUUGACUUUUGGUGCUUAAUGUUAAUUGAUGAUGAUCUUAAUACA